Molecule: messenger RNA, 2256 nt
Organism: Theobroma cacao (cacao)
Lineage: Eukaryota; Viridiplantae; Streptophyta; Magnoliopsida; Malvales; Malvaceae
Product: Glutaredoxin family protein
Source: RefSeq, a predicted model, not a curated record
UCAACAAGAAUUUCAUUUCUCGCUCACCACCAGUUUCCAUCAUCUCUCUCUAGAAUUCAUCUAGAGGGAGAAAAAAAAAUUAAAAAUAAAAAAAUAAUAAUUUUGAUCAAUGAUGAUCGACCUUUCUCAGAACUUUUUCCACUUUUCUUUCCUUAAUUCACAUAUCUUAACCUUCUUUCUUUGACUUUCUUUCCAUCCUCAUUUUCUUCUUUCUCUCUUUCUUCACUUUUCUUCUUCCUUGUUUCCUUCCCAAUAUUUUUUCUCUGUUUUCUUUUCUAAAUCCCAAGAUCUCUGCAACCCAAUUCUCCUUUUCACCUGUUUAAUCCAAAUUCUCAUCUGGGUAUCUUCAGUUUUUCUUUUUUUUUUUCCUUGUAAUGUUUCAAGUUUUUUAAUUUAUUAGAUUAUAUAAACUACCAAUUCUGCUGAUAUGAAGAAAACUAUAUCUUUUCAUUGGAUCUUUCACGUAAGAGAAGCUUCCAAGGAAUUCUCUGAUUCCCCCCCUUCCCUGUUGCAUCAUCACCUUAUUUUUUUCGUUUCCAAUUUUCAAUGAUUUAAUCUUCACCAAAACCCCACCAUUCCAGCUCAUUUAACCAGGGAUGUUCUCUUAAUCUAUUCAUCACAUCCCAUUCCAAAAAUCCCACAUUUUCUUGAUUUUUCCUUUUCUUUUCCCCUGUUUUGUUUCCCUCUGUUUUUUUUUUUUUUUUGGUUUUUUUUUAUGUCAUGGGUUGUGCUAGUUCCAAGCAAAAACGAUGCCGGUAUUGCCAGGCUCCUUAUUCACCUGUUCCAAGAAGCUAUUCAAUGCAUGUGCAUCAUCCGGCUCAACACAAGGGUGAUAGCUACCAUGUUGUAGCUUUAACAUCCACCACAUUAGGCUCUCUCAAGCUAGAAACCAACCACCAAACCAAUGGCAGUAGCAUCAACGUUGCAGCAUUUAAUGGCAAUCUCGAAAACGGCAAUAAAAUCAAUGGGAAUGUGAAAGAAGUCGAGGAGGAGAGCAAAGGGUUGGCUAUGGAAGUGAUUGAAGCAAAAGUUUGGUCAAAAAUGAUUGAAGAUAAGAUCCCAAAAAUUGUUCCGAAAACGCCGGUCAGGACUCCUCCUGGAGAGCCUGAAACAAUUAAUACAUGGGAAAUGAUGGCAGGGCUUGAGGAUAUCAGUCCUCUUCGUUCUCCGGGUCAUUUCAGGAGUUUUUCUUUUGAUGUUGUUAGGAAUUCAGCUCCAAAAGAAAAUAGCACGGUGUCUCCAAACCCUAUGUGGCUUCAAAUGGAAAAAGAUGAUGAUCAGAAAUCGAAUUCGGGGAUUACGGAUUUUGAUCCGGAAGUAAUUUCUAGUUUUAGGAAAUCGCUUGAACAGCUUCCUUUCGAUAACCCUUGUCAUCUCAGGCCUCAGGAGAAUGACAAAGAGCAAGAUUAUGAGAAGAACGUAAAUGGGGUUGUUGUUUCAGAUUGUAAGCUUAACAAGGAUAAGGUUGUUGUGUAUUUUACUAGUUUAAGAGGGGUUCGGAAGACAUACGAGGAUUGUUGUCAUGUUAGAGUGAUCCUGAAAAGCUUGGGAGUUCGUAUUGAUGAACGAGAUGUUUCAAUGCAUUCAGGGUUUAAAGAGGAAUUGAAAGAGCUGAUUGGAGAAGUGUAUAGAGGUGGAUUGCCAAGGGUAUUUGUGGGAAAAAAAUACAUUGGCGGAGCCGAGGAGAUAAGGCGAAUGCACGAGGAGGGUCAGCUAGAGAAGGCGGUUGAAGGGUGUGAAAUGGUGGAUGAUGAUGGUGGAGUUAGUGGUGGAGCUUGUGAGGCUUGUGGGGAUAUCAGGUUUGUGCCUUGUGAGACUUGUUCAGGGAGUUGUAAAGUGUAUUAUGAAGAUGAUGAAGAAGAAGAAGGAGAAGAAAAUGCAGGUGAAGACGGUGAGUAUGGCUUUCAAAGGUGUCCUGAUUGUAAUGAAAAUGGACUUAUCCGCUGCCCAAUUUGCUGCUACUAAUUAGUUCAUUAAAAACAGAAAACCUUUUUUUUUCUUCUCUCUUGUGUUUUUCUUUUUGAUCUUUCUUUGUGAGUUGUUUGUUGUACAGUGAGGAGUUUCCAUGAUAUAAUUUCAGUACAAGGAACCAGAAAAUGUAUUGUUAUAAGCAGGUUCUUUAUCAUCACCAGUCAUGUGCUUUUAUGGCUGUAUACUUAUUAUGUUUCCUUCUGAAAGGAAACUUAAAUUGUAUACUUUCCAACAAAAUGGAGAUAAUACUUUAAGAGACGCAAUUAUAGCUCUUUCUUUUCUAAA